This is a messenger RNA of Cladophialophora bantiana CBS 173.52, 468 nucleotides long. RefSeq names its product cytidine deaminase. NCBI's taxonomy places the organism in Eukaryota, Fungi, Ascomycota, Eurotiomycetes, Chaetothyriales, Herpotrichiellaceae. Gene Ontology annotation, molecular function: zinc ion binding; cytidine deaminase activity. The record is from RefSeq and is a predicted model, not a curated record. The coding region runs from base 1 to 468 and encodes 155 amino acids. The transcript has 2 exons. Gene Ontology annotation, cellular component: cytosol.
AUGGCGAAUACAACUCUUGCGCCCUUAUCAGACGAGGAAUUAACCAAGCUGGGCAACUUGGCAAUUGAGGCAAAGGCAAAGGCAUACUGCCCGUACUCCAACUUCCGCGUCGGGGCCUCCGUCCUCCUCUCAGAUGGGACAUACCAUACGGGCGCCAACGUCGAAGUCGCCUCGACCCCCGUAGGCAUCUGCGCGGAGCGGUGCGCCAUCGCACCGAUCGUGGCCUCGAUGCCUCGUCCCAAAAUGCCCGCCAUCCGCGCCAUCGGGGUGGCGACGGACAUUUUCCCGCCAGCGUCCCCCUGCGGGAUGUGUCGACAGUUUAUAAACGAGUUUGCUACGUCGAGGGACUUGCCGAUCUACAUGUACGGCAAGGACGGGCUGGAGGGAGAGGUGGUCCGGAUGACGAUUGGCGAGCUAUUGCCUAUGAGUUUCGGACCGAAUGAUAUAGAGAGAAAUCCUGGGAAGUGA